Scleropages formosus (Asian bonytongue) is the source of this 2054-nucleotide messenger RNA. RefSeq lists its product as uncharacterized. The transcript has 8 exons. Bases 38 to 1609 code for a protein of 523 amino acids. The record is from RefSeq and is a predicted model, not a curated record. Gene Ontology annotation, cellular component: external side of plasma membrane. Lineage: Eukaryota; Metazoa; Chordata; Actinopteri; Osteoglossiformes; Osteoglossidae. Gene Ontology annotation, biological process: cell surface receptor signaling pathway; immune response. Gene Ontology annotation, molecular function: transmembrane signaling receptor activity.
ACUAGAGAGUACCGCUGCCUCUCUAGCAGUCCUGACAAUGAAAACCCUUCCAUUUCUUCUUUCAGCGUUUUUGGCAGCUGUGACAUGUCAAGAUGCACCAACAGUGAGUAUUUUGCAGAAGUUUACCGAUAUCUACCUGGGGGAUACACUGGUGCUCAGGUGCUCAGGCUCAGGCUCAGGUGACGUCAAAUGGUACCACAAGGAUACGCCUGUGGCUCAUACGAAACCCGUGUGGAUCGUCCCAGUGCUGUCCGCGAAGGGCACGCUUUCAUAUUCUUGUGAGCAGAACGGAAAGAAGAGCAGCACCCUUACACAUAAAAUCAAUAGAUACAUGCCCCCGGGGAUCCUGUCCAUAAAGACUGGAAAUUCCGUGGUGCCCAACGGCGAAUCGGUCAUACUGAACCUUGAGGUGGAUGGAGAUCUAAAUGGAUGGAUCUGUUUUACAAUUAAGGGAGAAAAAGCUUAUGCCACCGUUUUUCAAAAAGAACUGAUUGAACAAAAAAUUAACAAUAUAGAUUUUCAGAGCUCUCCCAUCUCCAUCGAGCAAAGCCCUCUUAUUUACUGGUGUAAAAAAAGAGGAACAAACACCAGAAGCAACACUGUCACUCUGACAGCCACAAACAAAAAAGCAGUAUUGGUUUCCCACCCUGAUUUACCCGUUUCUGGCACGGAGGUGAUUUUGGAGUGCAUAGUGCCCGGUGCACGGACAGUUGAAAAAGUUAUUUUUUAUAAAAAUGACAAGGAAGUGGUUCCCUAUCAAUCAGGGAAGACCUAUACUAUUAAAAACAUGACAGAAGACUAUUAUGCUCCAUACUACUGCAAUGCCAGUUACAAAUAUAUAGAGAACAGCAACAGACUAAGCGACAGUUCGAACGUUCAAAAACUUGAAGGCAGAGAGGCAUCUCUGAAAGCAGUGAUUUCUGGGGAUGCGUCUCACCCGAAGUGUUCCUGCUUUGAAUGUCCAACAUCUGCCGAAUACCGGUACUACAAGGACUUGGAGGACGGCGGAAAACAACUGUUUAAUACAGCUUCGAACCUGCAGCCGGGGAUGUACAGCUGCAGGGCGGUGUGGGACUUGGGAGUCUCCAUGAUGAGCGAUCCCAAAAAGAUGGACAACGGAGAGAAUCUCGAAAUCCCUAUAAUUGUGAUUUUAAUUGUGAUUGCACUGAUUCUGAUUCUGAUUGGAAUUGCGAUAAUUGUCAUCUGGAAAAAACGAAGGACCGAAGCCUUGUACCAAGAGGUGCCACUCAGGGCUGUGAAGUCCAACAAAGGGGAUGGAGGUUACCAGGACCUCCAAGAAGCCCGGAGCGGAACGAGAGGUGGCGACUAUGAGACCCUGAAGGGAGAAAGAGAGCAGGGGGGAGAGGUGGAAGGAGCCAGACCAGAGAGAGGGUACGAGGCUUUGAAAACUGCACCUGGAGCAGAGAAGGACACUGUUUACCACACGAUUAAACCAGAGGGGUCUGAUGGUGCAUCGAAGGGUGAUGCCAUCAAAGGGGAGGAGGUUAAAGGGCGAGAGGGGGGGUACGAGGCACUGAAAAUUGCUAAAGAAGAAGAGAAGGAAGGCUUGUACCAGACGAUAGGACAAGAUGAGGUUAAACAAGAGUAGGGUAUUUACCAGAUGUAGGGUGUGGGCGAGGUGAGAGGGUUGAGACCUAGAAAGAUGGAAAUACUGAUCUGCAACAAGGGAAAAUAACAGCAGAACCGUAGACAUAUACAGGUAGUCGAUAAUCAAACUCGGACAUCAGCGUGAACAGUGAGAACUGGGAAGGAAGACUAGGAGAGUCGUGUUGGUAUCAGCUGUACGCGUCAUCAUUUACAUUUUUACUAUCAUUUACUUUUCUCAUACCGCAGCAUUACUUGCUUCUGUAAAUUUAUUCAUAACAAAGCACCAUAUAGCCGAGCAUCCUACAGUAUCGCAAACCCCAGAUUACUGCAUUGCAAUUCAGUCUCAUUUACAUUCAUUCAUUAGGUGACACUUUUCUCCGAAGUGACUUCCAACAUUAAGGUACUUUUCCCGAUCAAUUUUCCUUUUAUAGCCUGUAUUCCUUGCA